CGAGACUCCGGACGCCGCCGCACACCGAUCGAAAUGGCUCUCAAAGACAACGAAGUCUGGAAGGCGGUCAAGCCGUUCAUGAACGGCGGCCUCUCCGGCAUGGGCGCGACGUGCGUGAUCCAGCCGCUGGACAUCGUCAAGGUCCGCCUCCAGCUCGGCUCCACCGGCGGUCCGUUCGGCGUCGCCGCGGGCAUCAUCAAGAACGAAGGGUUCGGCGCGCUCUACACCGGCCUCUCCGCGGGGCUCCUGCGUCAGGCGACGUACACGACGGCGCGCCUCGGCAUCCACGCGAAGAUCGUCGACUUCCUGAAGGAACAGAACAAGGGCGCGCCGCUGCCGCUGGCGCAGAAGGCGGGCGCGGGCCUCGCCGCGGGCGGCCUCGGCGCGAUUUUCGGCUCCCCCGCGGAUCUCUCCCUCAUCCGCAUGCAAGCGGACGGCACGCUGCCGGCGGCGGAGCGUCGAAACUACACCGGCGUCGUGCACGCGCUCACGGACAUUGUCAAGAAGGACGGCCCCGCGGGUCUCUUCGUCGGCGCGUCCACGACCGCGGUGCGAGCGAUGGCGCUCAACAUGGGCAUGCUCGCGUCCAACGACCAGGCGAAGGAGAUGUUGGACGCGAACGGCAUAACCGGCUUCCCGAAGACGCUGGGCGCCUCCGCCAUCGCCGGGUUUUUCGCCUCCUUCUUCUCGCUGCCGUUCGAUUACGUCAAGACGCAGCUGCAGAAGCAGAAGCCGCUUCCGGACGGCACGAUGCCGUUCAAGGGGUUCAUGGACUGCUGCGGGAAGACCAUGGCGAGCGGCGGACCGCUGAAGUUUUACACCGGGUUCCCGACGUAUUACGUUCGCAUCGCGCCGCACGCGAUGUUCACGCUCAUCAUCCUCGACCAGAUCAACGCGUUCCAGAAGAGCGUGGGGGCGUGAGAGAUGAUUUCUGCGUGAGACGAUCGAUCGCGAUGAAUGCGAUUCUUUAUCUCCGGCGCGGCGGCGCGCGGGGAGGACGACGGUGCGGUGCGGUACGGUAUGUGUGCGGCGCGUCGGGCGACGCGAGCGCGCGCGGUGUGAUGUGUGAUGAGGAGGGGGUUUAGUCGGCGAGGGACCCAUCGUUUGAUUCAUUUUCUUCGGUUCG
Micromonas pusilla CCMP1545 is the source of this 1126-nucleotide messenger RNA. RefSeq names its product mitochondrial carrier family. The record is from RefSeq and is a predicted model, not a curated record. The coding region runs from base 34 to 921 and encodes 295 amino acids. Gene Ontology annotation, molecular function: transmembrane transporter activity. Lineage: Eukaryota; Viridiplantae; Chlorophyta; Mamiellophyceae; Mamiellales; Mamiellaceae. The transcript is spliced from 3 exons.